UCUCAUACUGAAACUGAACGUAGCAAGAAGUGGAAGUGAGCGUUUUCUCUUAUCUUCUUCUGAGUUCUUCUCUCACUCACACUUUCUUCUUCUUAUUCAAAGCUAGCAACCUGAUUGUGAUGAUGGGUGAUUCGCCACCCCAGAAGCAUAGAAUUCUUAUGGUAUCUGAUUUUUUCUAUCCCAACUUUGGUGGUGUCGAGAACCACGUUUAUUACCUCUCCCUAUGCUUGCUCAAGUUAGGCCACAAGGUGGUGGUGGUGACUCAUGCUUAUGGGAAUCGCACUGGGGUUAGAUAUAUGACGGGUGGUUUGAAAGUUUACUAUGUUCCAUGGAGACCGUUCUUUAAUCAGAGUACAUUUCCAACAUUGUAUGGGGUGCUACCGAUUAUAAGAACAAUUCUCAUUCGAGAAAGAAUUACCAUAGUGCAUGGACAUCAAACCUUCUCAACACUUUCCCAUGAUGCUCUUUUGCAUUCGAGGAUCAUGGGAUACAAGGUUGUGUUCACAGAUCACUCACUGCAUGGUUUUGGGGAUGUUGGAAGCAUCCAUAUGAACAAAGUGAUGCAGUUUACCUUGGCAGAUGUGAGUCAAGCCAUCUGUGUUUCCCAUACAAGCAAGGAAAACACAGUGUUGAGGUCAGGUUUGGCAGCAGAGAAGGUCUUUGUUAUUCCUAAUGCUGUUGACACUGCCAUGUUCAAGCCAGCAUUGGAGCGUCCCAGUGGAUCAGAAGUUGUUAUUGUUGUUAUCAGUCGAUUGGUUUACCGGAAAGGAGCAGAUUUGCUUGUUGAACUCAUUCCGGAAGUAUGCCGGUUACAUCCUAAUGUUCGAUUCAUUAUUGGUGGUGAUGGACCUAAGCGUGUCCGUUUGGAAGAGAUGAGGGAAAAACAUUUUCUUUUUGAUCGUGUUACUUUACUGGGAGCUGUACCACAUGCAGAAGUUCGAUCUGUUCUAAUAUCUGGGCAUAUCUUCUUAACCUGUUCCUUGACUGAAGCCUUUUGCAUGGCCAUAUUAGAGGCUGCUAGUUGUGGAUUGUUAACAGUCAGCACACGAGUUGGAGGUGUUCCGGAGGUUUUACCGGAUGACAUGAUUGUUUUGGCAGAACCUGAUCCAGGUGAUAUAGUGCUUGCAAUCCAAAAGGCAAUAUCUAUGCUUCCCAAAAUUGAUCCUCAAGUCAUGCACACUCGUAUGAGGAAACUCUACAACUGGCAUGAUGUUGCCAAACGGACUGAAAUUGUAUAUGAUCGUGCUUUGAAGUGCCCCAGUCAAAGUCUAUUAGAAUCUCUCUCACGAUACUUAUCUUGUGGAGCAUGGGCGGGAAAGCUCUUUUCCUUGGUUAUGAUCUUGAGUUUUUUGUUUUGGCAUCUACUGGAACUAUGGCAGCCUGCAGAUGAUAUUGAAGAGGUGCCAGAUGUUAUUUAUCCACACAACUGUGAUGAAGAGAGGUUAAAAAAUCCUAACAAUGACCCAUGAAGAGGGUGAUACAUUAUUUUGGUGAACAGCAUAGCUAUUGUCAGUUGACUAAAAUCCAAGUUCCCAGAUUUUGUAAUGUAGAUAAUCAUCUACCAUUUUAUUUCUUAAUCUUGGGGUAUUUAUAUAUGUACCUGUUAUUGGAGAUCCUAACAUACCAAGUGAGGUAAUUCAGAAAGAAAAAAUAUGAACUCUCUAUAACCAUUCAACUA
Cajanus cajan (pigeon pea) is the source of this 1678-nucleotide messenger RNA. RefSeq names its product phosphatidylinositol N-acetylglucosaminyltransferase subunit A. Gene Ontology annotation, cellular component: glycosylphosphatidylinositol-N-acetylglucosaminyltransferase (GPI-GnT) complex. The record is from RefSeq and is a predicted model, not a curated record. Gene Ontology annotation, molecular function: phosphatidylinositol N-acetylglucosaminyltransferase activity. NCBI's taxonomy places the organism in Eukaryota, Viridiplantae, Streptophyta, Magnoliopsida, Fabales, Fabaceae. Gene Ontology annotation, biological process: GPI anchor biosynthetic process.